AUGCCAGACAUCCAGCGCGAACUCGUGCGGCAGGUGCCUUUGAUUUGUCUAGUUUCGAUGGGCGAUUGCAAUGGCAGGGGCGACCGGGCCUGCCUGCCUGCCUCGACGACAUGGAAGGCCCCCGUCCCUCCGACUGUCUCAAAAGCGCUGCAGCACGCCGCGCUGCUCUCUCCCCGUGCAACCUCCAACAUGCUGCCAGUGAGACGCUACCCAACACCCAUCACGCUGACCGAUGCGGAGAUCAGAGUGCAUCUGGAGACCACCAUCCAACGCAAGCACGCUCAUCUCGAAAAACCCCAGCCGGAGGCGCCCGCCGAUCCAGACACCGCGACUGAGUCUGACUUGCACCACAGUGAUGGGUAUAAGCCUCUGCCCAGAUCCGUUUACCCCAUCAAAAUGAGACCCCUGAAGGUAAUUGAACCGCACCCCAAGGAUAGAGCUGACGGCGAGACUUUCCUGGAUCCUUUUUGGGAGAAACACCCACUCCCACGCAUUCCCAAGGAGAUCAGUACUGGACCAGUGUCCUUGUUCCCGACGACGACCGUGGUGGGUUAUCAGGAGGGGGAUCGCUAUGAACCUCUCCCGGACGCAUCCACAUCGGAAGGCAUGACCACAGCCCAGUGGAUGGAGGCUCUUCGCGCUCGCCGUCGGGCCUUGAAUGCCAAUCCAUGCUCAGACCGAGUGACCGGGACCGCGAAAGAUAUUCACAACUGCCAGGCGAGCAAGGAGAACAAAAACAAACCGGAUCCACAGAGAGAAAAUCGCUGUGACUCGCCCAACACCGUGACUCUGCCAGAUCGCUCGCUUGGAGCGAUACCGGAUAUGAGUAUCGACAGCGUCCCACUCCGGGACCUAGCUUUAGCGUCCACCAUGUCUUACGAGGCCACUACGGUCUCGCCUUCUGUGGCAACUAAUCCCGAUCGCAUCCAAGACGUUGGACCUACUUUCCAGCCUGAUUCCGUCUUCGAUGCGCAGGAUACGGGUCCAUCUGCUGACUGA
This is a messenger RNA of Penicillium argentinense, 999 nucleotides long. RefSeq lists its product as uncharacterized. The record is from RefSeq and is a predicted model, not a curated record. NCBI's taxonomy places the organism in Eukaryota, Fungi, Ascomycota, Eurotiomycetes, Eurotiales, Aspergillaceae. The coding region runs from base 1 to 999 and encodes 332 amino acids. The transcript is spliced from 2 exons.